Hyaloscypha bicolor E is the source of this 1359-nucleotide messenger RNA. Its product is annotated as MFS general substrate transporter. Gene Ontology annotation, biological process: transmembrane transport. Lineage: Eukaryota; Fungi; Ascomycota; Leotiomycetes; Helotiales; Hyaloscyphaceae. Bases 1 to 1359 code for a protein of 452 amino acids. The record is from RefSeq and is a predicted model, not a curated record. Gene Ontology annotation, molecular function: transmembrane transporter activity. The transcript has 8 exons.
AUGACCGAGAAAGCGACCCCUAAUGCCGUACAGGGCGUCACCACAGACGUGAAUCUGGAAAAAGGAGACAUUGCCCCUGCCUCAAUCCACAGCAACAGACAUGGCGAUGCCACUAAGUUGAACCUCGAUGCUUACAAAAGUGAUGACUCUGAUGGGAAAAUUAACUGGACGAUUACUCACCGACUUGCUGCUUUCUCACUAUGUCUUCUCUACGUGGGAUCCCAAAUCCCACUCUAUUUCAUUGGCGCCUCUCUCAGCUUCGUAACAGAAGAUAUAGGCGGAACAGACAAAGCAGCCUGGCUACCAGUUGCGAAUACUCUCGCUCUUGGGGCUACUGCACCAUUCGUAGGAUACAUGCAAGAUUUAAUAGGGAGGAGAUAUAUUGCUUUGUUAGGAUGUCUUCUUCUCAUUGUUGGAGUCGUGAUCUUUGGUACCGCCCAUGAGUUCGGUCAGGCGGUUACAGGGAUGGCGAUAUCUGGGAAGGGGGGUGGUAUUGGCGAGCUUACUGCUCUUGCGGGCAUUUCCGAGAUCGUGCCAGUGAACAAACGUGGAACAUAUCUGGCUAUUGCUACGGGGUGUAUCAUACCAUUUUCAGGCUACAUCUUGUAUGCACAGUACUGGUCAUUCUAUGCAACUUGGAGAUGGGGAAUGUGGAUUACUGCAAUUAUCAACGGCGUGGCAUUUGCUGGCACAUUGCUCUUCUACUUUCCCAACAACCACCACCAUGAUCUGAUUAAGAGCCACAUCAUUAAGAAAAUUGACUUUAUGGGGGCCGUUCUAUCUAUCGUUGGAUUAACAUUAUUCGCCUAUGUUCUCUCAACACUAAUCAUUGGGUUCCUCCUCAUGGUCGCAUUUGGUCUCUGGGAAUGGAAAGGAGCCAAAUACCCUAUUGUCCCACACGAGAUCUUUGUUGCUGCCUUUGGAGGUGCCUUGUCCACCAUUAGUCCGGAUACCCCGGCAAGAGCCGUAGCAUUCGGAGCAAUCGCGGGCUUCGGUAUCGGCGGCGUCCUCGUUCCUGCCGCAACAAUAGCUAUAACCGUUACCCCCGACGCAUUCAUCGCCACGACCGUAGCUCUCUCCCUAUCUAUUCGCGUUAUUGGCGGCUCAAUCGGCUACUCCAUCUACUACAACAUCUUUGCCAACAAAUUGAAAUCCAAACUCCCACCUAUCGUCGCCGCAGCAGUCGUCAAAGCAGGCCUUCCUCUAACUUCGGUCUAUUCGUUCAUUGGGACGCUGGUUACUAAUCCAAAGAUGUUAUCAGAGGUACCGGGGGUGACGCCGGCGGUUAUAGAGGCUGCGACAAUCGCGACAAGGUGGGCGUAUUCCGAAAGUUUAAAGAAAAAGGUUAACUCAAAUUAA